Molecule: messenger RNA, 4640 nt
Organism: Camellia sinensis
Lineage: Eukaryota; Viridiplantae; Streptophyta; Magnoliopsida; Ericales; Theaceae
Source: RefSeq, a predicted model, not a curated record
UUAGUUACAGUUAGGACCCUCUCUCCUUGGUUGAUGCCGCUUUAUUCUAAGCAAUGUCCCUUUGAAAAAAAACUCCGACCUGUAUGCAACGCCCUCUCUCUCUCUCUCUCUCCAUCAAUCUCUGUAGCUCAAACAAAACCCAAAAUUCAGACACUAAUUUUAUCCAGAAAGGUAACCUUCUGAGCUCAAAUCAAGACAAAAACAAGAAAUUCUAAGUGAGCAAUCAGAAAUCUCUUGAUUCAAUUUUGUGGGUACAUGCAUUUUAUUUUAUUUUUUGAGGGGUUGAUUUGGAUAAAAAUGUGCUUUUUAAUUCAUUGGUUCAUUGAUUAUCCUCAAUUUUUCGCACAGUUGAAUUUUUGAGUUUGUCAAUGGAAUACCACCUGAAAUCGGUGAAUGUUUGAUCAAUGUGGGAUUGUAGUCAAUUACAAAGUUUGUGUUUUUGUAAUGGUGUGAAAUCAUGAGAGGGCAUGGAAACUUUCUUGUGUAAAUGUAUUGGACUUGUGAAAGAUAUUUGUUGUCAAAGAUCAAUUCUAAAUACCGAUAAUUUUUAGGUAAAUUUUACAUGCGAUCCAUCGUAAAAGUUGAAAGACAAGCGAUUGAGAAAGCCAAUUGCACUGUAUUUUGGGUUGAAUUUGUACAUAGCAUGAGUUUUGUGUGUCUUCUUCUUUGACAUUUGAAGAGGCACUUGCACAAGAAGUGGUGCAUUUUGGUGGAGAAUUCAAAAAUAAAGCUAAAAUACCCGGAAAAGAUAUUGGAUCAUUUUAGACCAUGAAAAGUGAAAUGUUCAUAAAGAGUUGAAAGAUCUUUUUAUUUUGUUUGAGACCAUGACAAGUGAGGUUCCCGGUACUUCAGGCCGACAGUUCAAAAAUGAUUUGGCCAAGGUUGUGCCGAUUGAUGAACUUUAUGCAGGUCACGGUUUACAUAAUAUUUCUGUACAGACGGGUGAGGAAUUUUCCGCAGAGUUUCUUCGGGAUCGUGCCACACCAAGAAGAGUACCCCUCAUGACUGAUAUGGAUCAGCGUCAACCAAAGAGAGUGGGGUUUAACUUUGUUCAGAAUAAUCAAAUGGUUUAUGAGGAUCUCACUGGACUUCUUGGGAUAAGAAGAAGAGAUUCUGAAAGUGGGACAUAUGAUUCAGAUAUCAGUUCUGGGAAAGAAUAUGCAGCCGGAGAAGAGCAAAAGGGUUAUUCGAAUAUGGGAAGCAGGUAUUAUAGGGACUAUAGUGCCGGUGGUCAACAACUGGCUGAGCUUUCUGAUGAGGUUAAUUUUAAUCCUGGCCCAUCUUUCCAUGCAUCAGAGUCCCCUCAUUCGUAUCAACCUUUUGGUAAUGGCUCGGGAGUUUCAGAUGGUUCUUUUCCUGGAAAGAUUAAAUUCCUCUGCAGCUUUGGGGGAAGAAUAUUACCAAGGCCAAGUGAUGGGAAGCUUAGAUAUGUCGGAGGAGAGACACGGAUUAUAUCCAUCAGGAAAAACCUGACUUAUAGCGAACUUGUGAGGAAAACUUCUGCAAUUUGCAUUCAACCUCAUUCGAUCAAGUACCAACUCCCCGGUGAGGACCUUGAUGCACUUAUAUCUGUAUCUUCUGAUGAAGAUCUUCAUCAUAUGCUAGAGGAGUAUCAUGAUUUGGAAAGAGGUUCUCAAAGAUUACGGAUAUUUCUUGUAUCUUCUGGUGAAACAGAUAGCCCAUGUUCGUUUGAGUCAAGGACUGUGCAACAGAGUGAUCCUGAUUAUCAAUAUCUUGUUGCAGUUAAUGGCAUGCUUGACCCAAGUCCCCGGAGGAGCUCUAGUGGCCAUAGUCUGUCAAGUCAAGCGAGCCAGUGGGGAAGUACCUUUGACAAUAGUCCAACUUUUCAAAGAGACUCGCCUACAUCGUUUCAUCCAUUGGAGGUUAGGGAAGGAGGAAGCUCCCCUAAUUUGACAAUGAUGCUCUCAAACCCUACCUCUCAGUUUUUUAACACACCUCAGAAUGCAAACAAGUCAUAUAGUCAAUCUCCUCCCUUGUCUCCAGUGCCAGGUCAGCAUAGAGAUCCUAAGAAUGCCCGUAUGCAGAUGUAUGAGGAUCAUGCAUUUGCCGAUGGUCAUAACAGUCCACGUGUUAUGGACCAGCCGGCAUAUGACAAUUCCUAUAAUUUUGAUGCACCGAGCCAUUACUGUAAUCAACUUCACGAGCCUCGGCAGGUGAUGCAUUACCAUCAUCAUAACAAACGUUUGAUAGAACCCAACCAGGCUCAUGAAAUGCGUUUUCACAAUCGUAGCCCCAGUGAUGAUUUUGUUUAUUCUGCACUAUAUAGUCAAAAUGAUAUGGACUUUGGGAGGCCCAUCGUUAAUGAAAUGGGAUUGCAGUCUGAGAAGUUCCUGUCUUCUCCUGAAGAUACAAGGGGUCCUUUUCAUGGAUCUGACAUUUCAGUGGGCUCUCUAAAUAAAAUGUCUCAUGUGAAAUCUGAGUCACAAUUACACUGUGAAGAGAGGUCCAAUUACUCAUUGGAACAAGAGAACGUCUCAUGGUACCCAUUGGAUUUCAAAAUGGAAAAAUCACCUUCGCUGACAUUGUCGACUUCAUCAAGAGAAUGCCAAAUGCAACAGCAAGAGAUUAGUGGUGAGAAAUGCGAAUCAUCUAAGUAUGAGAAUAUGCCCACUUUCAAGCCAGGGGAUUACAACAAGGAAUAUACAGAAUGGGGACAAGAUAUGUUGAUGCGGAUGGGCAAGAAAGUUGCUCCUUUGAGUCAAGAAGCAAAAUUUUAUGAUGAAAAAGGUAACCCUGUUUCGAAUGCUAUUGACAUGGAACAUAACUUGAUUAACUUCUAUGAAAACUCAAUACCACGACUCGAGCAACAAGAGUUAAAAGUCCCUGAAGGCACAAACUCUGCUUACCUUGCCACUGCACAGGAAGAUUUUGCAAGUACUAUGAGAAAGGGCCCUAAUGAUUACAACUUCAAUCCAUCAGCACCUGAGUUUCUUAACAAGGAUGUUGUAACUGGGACAAUAAGAACUGUAAAAGUUUCUGAUGGAUCUUCUGGAGGACCUGGACAACAACUUGUUGUGGUUCAAGGCAUGAAUGGACAAGAACCCAUUCUGGCAAACCCUGUAUAUCUAACUGCAUUUGCACAAGGUGUGUCUCAUUCAAGCUUAAACUUGUAUAAGAAUGACCCUCCUGUUACUGGCGUUUCAACUCAGAAUCCAGGCACAAAUGCUGCUUUAGGAAGAGAGAUUUCUCAUCUUGGGGAGGGCCCAGUGAAACAUCGUAGUAAUAGUGUUGGACAGGUAGGCUCCCAGGGACACAUUUCUGAGGGAUCGAAACUUGGAGAUGCCGUCAUCAUCCGGUCAAAACACUCAGAUAUUCAUUCUCAGAAUAAUGUAUCGGAAUCAGCAGUCAUUGUUGAAGAUGUAACAGAUAGUAUUCCUUCUGAUGUGCCAUCAUCCUCAAAGAUUGUUCCAUAUGUGGAAUAUGAACCGAACGAUGAAAUUCAUUCUCCUAGAGGAACAGAAACUGACAGUGUCGCCCCAGAGUCUGACUUCGAGGAUGUAGAAGGUGAUGGAAAAGACAAGGAUGAAUCUAUCAGUGAUGCUGCAAUAGCUGAAAUGGAAGCCGGCAUCUACGGUUUGCAGAUCAUAAAGAAUGCUGAUCUUGAAGAGCUACAUGAGUUAGGAUCUGGUACUUUUGGAACUGUUUAUCAUGGAAAGUGGAGGGGAACAGAUGUUGCUAUCAAGAGAAUCAAAAGGAGCUGUUUUGCUGGAAGAUCAUCAGAGCAAGCUUGGAUAAAAGACUUUUGGAGAGAAGCUCAAAUCCUGUCAAAACUUCACCAUCCCAAUGUACUGGCAUUCUAUGGAGUGGUUCCUGAUGGGCCUGGAGGAACAUUAGCAACUGUAACUGAAUAUAUGGCCAAUGGGUCUCUAAGACAUGUCCUAUUAAAGAAGGAUCGCAAGGUGCUUGAUCGACGCAAAAAGCUUAUGAUUGCAAUGGAUGCAGCUUUUGGCAUGGAGUACUUGCAUCUGAAAAAUAUUGUUCAUUUUGAUUUGAAAUGUGACAACUUGCUUGUCAAUUUGGGAGACCCCCAACGACCCAUAUGCAAGGUUGGAGAUUUUGGAUUGUCAAGAAUUAAACGGAAUACACUUGUGUCUGGUGGGGUCCGGGGAACACUUCCAUGGAUGGCACCAGAGCUACUAAAUGGAAGCAGCAGUCGGGUUUCUGAGAAGGUCGAUGUGUUCUCAUUUGGCAUUGCAAUGUGGGAGAUCUUGACCGGGGAGGAGCCCUAUGCAGACAUGCAUUGUGGUGCUAUUAUAGGUGGAAUUGUAAGUAACACACUCCGGCCUUCCAUUCCUGACCACUGCAAUGCCGAGUGGAGAAAGUUGAUGGAAGAUUGCUGGUCACCCGAUCCAACAGUCAGGCCAUCAUUCACAGAGAUAACAAACAGGCUUCGAGUCAUGUCAAUGGCACUCCAGCCAAAGCGACAUAAUCCGGCAAAGAGAUGAGAUUCUACAUCCCUAUGUAAGUUAGAAGGAAAAAAAAAAAAAAGACAACCAAAAAAAUGACAAAUUCCCAUCUUUUUGUGAGUUGAUUUUGUAAAAUAGACUCAUACAAGCAAUUCUUGUAGGGUAAAUCUCUGUAGAUUCAAGGUAUGAAUGAAUAUUACAGCAUUUCUUCCA